AUGGCCUCGCCUUUCAAGACAGUCGCUCUAUUUGGAGCCAAUGGUCAGGUCGGAAACCGGGUUUUCAAGGCCCUUAUCAGAUGCAAGGGGCCAGAAUUCUCAGUUAUUGCCUUUGUUUCUCCCAACUCUUCCUUUAAUCUUAUGGAUUAUGGAGACAUCAACGCAACUGUAAAGCGAGUCGACCUCAACCAUGUCGCUAGGGAUGACCUUGUUGCCAUCCUUGCUGAUGCGAAGGUCGACGUCGUAAUCAGUGCUCUUGGAGGGCAGAUCAUCGCAAAACAAUGCGUUAUUCAGGAUGCUGCUGCAAAGGCUGGUGUUAAGCGAUUCUAUCCAAGUGAGUUUGGAAUGCACCAGGUGGCCUGGCUACCUGAUGAGGGAGCCUAUCUUGACCCUGUAAGUGAUGUCGAUCUUGAUUUGAAAGCCAUUUCUUCAAGUCUAUCUAACAACACAAAGAUCUGGGCACUGAAGAUUAAAUGUUUCGAAGACGCAAUCAGACACCCCGCGAUUAAAAGUGGUCAGAUGAGCUACACCGUUAUCGGGUGCGGGGAGUUCUACGAUGCUCCUGGCGAGCCACUUCUCUGUCCGUGGUUGGAGAAAGACGAGUCUAUUAGCAAGGGCGGCUAUUCCAUCCAGUGCGUGGGAGAUCCAGACGCAAAGAUGGACUAUUCUUCUCUGACUGAUAUCGCGAACUUCGUCGUUGCAACGCUUCGUCACCCAGAGAGAUCGGAGAACCGAAUUUUGGGCUUUCGGAGUGACCAUAUUACCUACAACGAAAUCGCGAGGCUUUUGCAGAAAUACUCGGGCAAACCGGCUAAGAUAAAUAUCACGUCUGUCGACCAGAUGCGAGCAAUUCUGAAAGAUCCCUCCUCUGCGCCAAAGGAAUUGCUGAGGGGAAGCACAUUUCCGGUGGAUUUCUGGAUGAUAUUAAGGCACGUACAAGGCCAGGGCGUCUUUUGGAGACCGCCGGGGCUGUUGCACAAUGAUCUGUUUCCAGAAGUCAAGCCUGUUUCUGUGGAGGAGUACUUCAGGAACCUCUUUGCGAAGUGA
Messenger RNA from Penicillium alfredii, 1047 nucleotides. Its product is annotated as NAD(P)-binding protein. The transcript has a single exon. The record is from RefSeq and is a predicted model, not a curated record. NCBI's taxonomy places the organism in Eukaryota, Fungi, Ascomycota, Eurotiomycetes, Eurotiales, Aspergillaceae. The coding region runs from base 1 to 1047 and encodes 348 amino acids.